Messenger RNA from Striga hermonthica, 773 nucleotides. NCBI's taxonomy places the organism in Eukaryota, Viridiplantae, Streptophyta, Magnoliopsida, Lamiales, Orobanchaceae. The record is from the annotation of a GenBank genome assembly.
AGUAGAAGUGUCACUCUGUUGCAUCUUGAAAAGAGUGUGAUCGAAGCAGAAGUGGCGGAUAUCGAAGAAGUGGAGGAUUGGAGGGCCCCGAUCUUGGAGGAGCUGAGAGGAGGAGCGAUAAAGGUGGUUAGGAGGUUUUUUGAGCAUGGAGGCAUUCUUUACAAACGAUCAUAUGGAGGACCACACAUGCGUUGUGUUACUAAGGAAGAAGGUCGAUACGUGCUGAGAGAGAUGCACGAAGGUUGUUGCAGUGACCAUAGUAAGUCAGGGGCCUUGGUCGCGAAGAUUCUGAGGGCAGGAUAUUUUUGGCCGACGAUGAGGGAAGAUGCGAAGACGAUGGUGAAGAAGUGCUUGCAAUGCCAAAAGCAUGGCCCCCUUAUCCACCAUCCGACCGAAGCCAUGACAACGAUGAGUGCUCCUAUACCAUUCGCCCAGUCGGGUAUCGACCUGGUGGGGCCGAUGCCUCAGGGGACCGGGCAAAGGAAGUUCUUAAUAGUGGCGGUCGAUUAUUCCACGAAAUGGGUGGAGGCCGAGCCCUUAGCGAAGAUUACAGAGGAGAAAGUAAUUAAAUUCCUAUACAAUAACAUUUGCUGCCGGUUUGGUGUACCCAAAGUGUUGAUUUUCGAUAACGGCACUCAGUUCAAUGGGAAGCAGAUUCGAGCAUGGUGUGAAAAUAUGAAAAUCGAACAACACUUUGCCUCCGUGGCGCAUCCACAAGCUAACGGUCAAGUCGAGGUAACCAAUCGAAUUAUACUGAAUGGGAUGAAGACAAA